Messenger RNA from Cercocebus atys (sooty mangabey), 5332 nucleotides. It is a transcript of the gene WASL, whose product is annotated as Wiskott-Aldrich syndrome-like. The coding region runs from base 1257 to 2768 and encodes 503 amino acids. The record is from RefSeq and is a predicted model, not a curated record. The transcript is spliced from 11 exons. Gene Ontology annotation, biological process: actin filament organization. Gene Ontology annotation, cellular component: nucleus; endoplasmic reticulum membrane; cytoplasm. Lineage: Eukaryota; Metazoa; Chordata; Mammalia; Primates; Cercopithecidae. Gene Ontology annotation, molecular function: actin binding; microtubule binding.
AUUUAUGCAACAAAAAUGUUUAAUGUGAACAGUGACAUGCAUAUUUGAUAGCUCACUGCAGUCUGCAUCAUUGUCUCUAGAUUCCAAAAUUUCAUUUUAAGCCGUUUAGUACUUACAGAACAAAGGGGGUUAUCUUAGAUAACUUUUAAUAUCCUGGGCUAUUUUCCAAUUCACGAUACAGGGGAAAAAAAAAAUGUGUCCAGGGCCCUUAAAAGAAAAUACUUUGAAUUUAAAUAUGACACAUACAUUAAGCCCACGUGACACGCCAGGGAGGCGGUGGAAGUCAAGUGCAUUUGUUUUUGUUACAUCCAUCAGGGCGAUCUCUUUCACAAUUCUGGGAGAGGCCUGUUUGUUCUUCCACUCCCACAGUUGAAGUUUGGACAAAGUUUGAGAAAAUCCCAGGCACCUGCGGCUCCUAGCGAAGCCCGCGAGGAGCAUAGGGGAAAGCACCUCUUCCCCAGUUUUCAGUCUUCAGAUCGCAGGCCUCUCGGACCCGCAGAGCGAGCGUCACGCUGCCGCGCCUGAGAAAUAAGAGCUAUUUCAAGGACGGGCCCUGGGUCCUCACUGACGCUUCGCAAAGGUGUGCGUCCGCCCAAGGAAGGCCGGCGGCGCGGCGGCGCAGUGACCGCGAGGAGUCUCCACCCAUCUUCUCUUCAAGCAGCAGUAGCUGGGUCUGGGUACCCAACCGACGAGCCGAGACGCCAGAAGCCAGAGGACGAAGUUGAAAGCCUGCGCCCCGAGCCAACCGGAAUUCCACUUAGCUCCGCGCGGUCCGCGCCUCGGCCGGAAGGGGGCGUGGCUUCGGGCCGGCGCGGCGAGGCCCGCCGCCGAGUGGGGGGGUUCCUCCCGGGCCCCGGCCGCGCGUUUCCGGUGCGCUCCCCCGCGCCCUCCGUCCUGUGGUCUCGCCCGUCCCCGCUGCCAUGUUGGAUUGUGCGGCCGCCGCCGCCGCCGCUGCGGGAGGGUUGGGGGAGGAGUUGGGAGUUUAGCGCAGUCGCUGGAGUGCGAGGACAACGACCAUCCGGCCCUAUCCUGGCCGGGCGGGAGCUGGGAGCUUCCCUUUCUCAGCGCGGCCCGAAGGUGGCUCGCCGUCGGCGCCUGCGUCCCUCGACCUCCUCCUCCUCCGCGCUCCGGAGGAGCUGCGAGAUGUGGCGCCUCUGACUCCGCUUCUCCCCGCCCCUGUCACCGAGAGGGGUAACGAGCUCUCGCCCACUCGCGGGAGGAGACGGCCCUGGACUCCCAACCCUGCCGGCGAAACCAUGAGCUCCGUCCAGCAGCAGCCGCCGCGGAGGGUCACCAACGUGGGGUCCCUGCUGCUCACCCCGCAGGAGAACGAGUCCCUCUUCACUUUCCUCGGCAAGAAAUGUGUGACUAUGUCUUCAGCAGUGGUGCAGUUAUAUGCAGCAGAUCGGAACUGUAUGUGGUCAAAGAAGUGCAGUGGUGUUGCUUGUCUUGUUAAGGACAAUCCACAGAGAUCUUAUUUUUUAAGAAUAUUUGACAUUAAGGAUGGGAAACUAUUGUGGGAACAAGAACUAUACAAUAACUUUGUAUAUAAUAGUCCUAGAGGAUAUUUUCAUACCUUUGCUGGAGAUACUUGUCAAGUUGCUCUUAAUUUUGCCAAUGAAGAAGAAGCAAAAAAAUUCCGAAAAGCAGUUACAGACCUGUUGGGCCGCCGACAAAGGAAAUCUGAGAAAAGACGAGAUCCCCCAAAUGGUCCUAAUCUACCCAUGGCUACAGUCGACAUAAAAAAUCCAGAAAUCACAACAAAUAGAUUUUAUGGUCCACAAGUCAACAACAUCUCCCAUACCAAAGAAAAGAAAAAAGGAAAAGCUAAAAAGAAGAGAUUAACCAAGGCAGAUAUAGGAACACCAAGCAAUUUCCAGCACAUUGGACAUGUUGGUUGGGAUCCAAAUACAGGCUUUGAUCUGAAUAAUUUGGAUCCAGAAUUGAAGAAUCUUUUUGAUAUGUGUGGAAUCUCAGAGGCACAGCUUAAAGACAGAGAAACAUCAAAAGUUAUAUAUGACUUUAUUGAAAAAACAGGAGGUGUUGAAGCUGUUAAAAAUGAACUGCGAAGGCAAGCACCACCACCUCCACCACCAUCAAGGGGAGGGCCACCUCCUCCUCCUCCCCCUCCACACAACUCAGGUCCUCCUCCUCCUCCUGCCAGGGGAAGAGGCGCUCCUCCCCCACCACCUUCAAGAGCUCCCACAGCUGCACCUCCACCACCGCCUCCUUCCAGGCCAAGUGUAGCAGUCCCUCCACCACCGCCAAAUAGGAUGUACCCUCCUCCACCUCCAGCCCUUCCCUCCUCAGCACCUUCAGGGCCUCCACCACCACCUCCGUCUGUGUUGGGGGUAGGGCCAGUGGCACCACCCCCACCGCCUCCACCUCCGCCUCCACCUGGGCCACCGCCCCCCACUGGCCUGCCUUCUGACGGGGACCAUCAGGUUCCAACUACUGCAGGAAACAAAGCAGCUCUUUUAGAUCAAAUUAGAGAGGGUGCUCAGCUAAAAAAAGUGGAGCAGAACAGUCGGCCAGUGUCCUGCUCUGGACGAGAUGCACUGUUAGACCAGAUACGACAGGGUAUCCAACUAAAGUCUGUGUCUGAUGGCCAAGAGUCUACACCACCAACACCUGCACCCACUUCAGGAAUUGUGGGUGCAUUAAUGGAAGUGAUGCAGAAAAGGAGCAAAGCCAUUCAUUCUUCAGAUGAAGAUGAAGAUGAUGAAGAUGAAGAAGAUUUUGAGGAUGAUGAUGAGUGGGAAGACUGAUCUAUAUAUUAUAUAUAUAUAUAUUUUUAAGGUGAAAUACUAAACUCUACUUUCUGUCUGUGGAUUCUGUAAAAUUAUCAUGUAAAUGUUCUACCAAUUUGCUGUAUAUUUUUGUUGCCUUUUUUGCUUUUUUUUAAUCUGUGCAAUACCUCAUUUAAUCUGUAAAGGUUUGUCGUAAUCCUCUACAAAGCUACUCCCUGUUAUUGUGUGCAAGUUUACACCAGGAUGCUCACUUGAUUUGUGAAUAUUUUUCAUUCCAUCAACAAGGGAGUUUAAAUAUUAUAUGUGAGACUGACAAAAACCUUAAUGUAAUUUACUUAUAAUGCCAGAAGGAAAACACUAUUUUCAUACCCUACUUUUUCUGUACCUAAAUUUUCUUAAAAAAAAAAACUAGUAUAGCACUACAUUCUUUUUUAAGUGAUGCAAACCUUAGUUUCUUUAGCCCCUUUAUUUUGAAUACAACGCUACAUAUGAAUGUUGAAGCUGAUACAUUGCACAGUUCUGUAGAUAUCACUACACCGAUGCAGUUUCUCAAAUUUUAGCAAUAUGCUCUACGUAAAAUCACUACAGAGAUACUAGUGGGGAAGAUGAGUAACACACCUCUUACAGCAAUACUGCCUGUUAUUGGUAUAGCAGUGGUAUUUGCAGACUGGGAUCAUAAGGAGCCCUUACAUACUUGUUAUUGACUGAGUUUUAUGCUGUAGCAAAUGUGGCAGGCUCUUUUUGGCAAGAUUUGUGAAAAUUUUUUUGGUAUUACUCUGAAACAAAAUUUAAGUUGGAGUUUGGGGGAUUUAGGGAGUAGUUUUCAUUCUACAUGAACUGAAAUAAUAUGAUUACUCCAAUAUUUGGUUAAAAAUACUGUACAAAUCAGAAUAGUACUAAAAUACUGUGGAAUUUUAGCAUUUUUAUUUUGCACUUUGUGUGGAUUGAGGUAUUCAGAAAUACCAACCAUAAAAAUCUAAUCUAGUUGGCAAAGAUAUGCAUCAAAGCACAGAACCUAACAUGCAUUUAUUUUGAUAAUUUUUGAGGGUUUUUGUCAAAUAGCAUGUGAAGGGUUACAUUUUUCUUAAGAUUGGUGGUCCCAAUGUCAAAUUUCUUGGAACACAUAACUGAAUGAUAGAUUUUUUUUUUAAAGAUAAAACUUUACAACCUGCACAUUUGUUAUGCAUACUAAAUGGUGUGUUAAAAGUAGGGUUUCUUUGCCUCUCUACAGUACACUAAUCUGCCUAAAGGUGGUUGUUUCAUAUUUAUAAUGCUAAUUGUCAUACCUACCUACUUUAAAUUUUAGGUAGAAAAUUAUCUGAUUUAAAUACAGACACAUAUUUUUCUCACAUUGAGUCAUAUGCAUAAUGUAGUUCCAAAUGUAUUUCAUUACUAUAGUCACAAUAUCCAACUAAAAAUUACGCUAUCUAGAAUUGUACCGACCAAAAUCUAGUAUUGGCAGAUCUUGACAGGCUGGACCUGCAAGAUAUGGCUUGAAUUUUAACCAUUUAUUACAUAAUCUCUAGUGAUCAUGCAUCUAGUUAUCAUAAGAAAUAAUUUAAAAGGUUUUGUUGCUGAAAGCAGUAAGUGGUGCAGUAAAAUAGUUAAGUUAUUCAAAGAAUGUUAUCUUUCUUGCAAGAGUAAUUUAAGCACAUGGGAAAGAUUCUAGACUUUUUGUUUCUUGCAACAACAGUGCCCUCUGCUGCUAGAAACCUUUUUCUACUUACUAUCAUUUUUAUUGUGGCUUGAGCUCAGUGAAUCUGGUGCAGAUGAGGCUGGACAACUACUAACCAAUAAAAUCAGGAAUUUGUACAAAAGUUAAAUGGGAUAUUAUACUUAUUUCAAGUAAUGUUAAUUAAAAUUUUUUUUUCUUUUUGACAAUAUAAAAAACAUUUUAAAUUUCCUAGAAAUGUCUUCAGGGUAAGGCCAGUUUAAGAUCUCUCUUAACUUUUGGCCAAUAAAUCCUAGAUUUUCCAGCUAACUUUGGUGGUAAUAAAUAUUUAUCAGGAGCUUCUCUCAGCAGAGAGUAUCCAUUCUUUGAAUUCGAAGCACAAUUUUAAACAUGUAAAAUGGACCUAUAAUUUGCCAAAGGUAAUUGGUUUACUCUUUUUUUCUUAAAGAAAAAAAAGACAUUGGUUGUUGUUACAAAAAGUCUAAAUUACUAUCGGUUGAAACACAGCAGCUGUGGAGUUCAGUCCAGGCAUGAAGACUAAAUCUGCUUUACCAAGUAAGGCGUAAGGUUGCAUGUUUCAGUUCUCUACCAUCCUGCACUGUGAGCAGCACUAUACCUGUGCGUUGUCUGAAAGCCUCCUGUAUAUUCUCCAGCUAAAUGGUCGUCUGGUAGCCUUUGCAUUUAACAAACUAGCAUGAGGCUUUUUAUAUCUAAAUGCUACGUGAUAGACAAUUUCAGCUAGCCACAUAUUGUAUGUAUGAGAUUCAUAAAGACUUUCAAUCAUUUCAUUUUCAAACAACUGAAAUUUUGUUUAGUAUGUGAAUUCUUUUUUUGAAAUGUAUAGUGAAUAGGAUGUUGCACUGGUGGCAAUUCAUCAUGGAGCAUAAUAAAAUUAAUUUGACCCAAAUAG